Messenger RNA from Baudoinia panamericana UAMH 10762, 1896 nucleotides. RefSeq lists its product as uncharacterized. The coding region runs from base 1 to 1896 and encodes 631 amino acids. Gene Ontology annotation, molecular function: phosphatidylinositol binding. NCBI's taxonomy places the organism in Eukaryota, Fungi, Ascomycota, Dothideomycetes, Mycosphaerellales, Teratosphaeriaceae. The transcript is spliced from 3 exons. The record is from RefSeq and is a predicted model, not a curated record. Gene Ontology annotation, biological process: retrograde transport, endosome to Golgi.
AUGUGGGACGACGAAGACAACAACCCUUACGGCUCGUUCCAUCGCCGCGACUCCGAGACUUCAGACGUACCUGAGCAAUACCGAGCAUCAACACCUCCCUCCGGUCACUCUUCACCCGAUCAGCCAGCUUUCAUAUCCCGACCGAGCGAUCUUAGUGACGAGGAGUUCGAUGACGACCGACACCAUGCACCAAAGGUCCAGCCCAAGGAAGGCGGUUAUGACAGUCGCAUAGAGCAGAUACUUUACGAACACCCGGACCUGGAGAUACAGAUCAUACAUGCAGGUAAGAACUCCGAGGGCGGCGGCAAUUUCAUCACGUACACCAUUCGCACGGGCGAAAUCGAGGUCAGGCGACGGUACAGCGAGUUUGCUUCCUUGCGGCAGACGUUGGUGAACUUGCAUCCUACUUUAGUCAUCCCACCCAUACCUGAGAAGCACAGUAUAGCAGACUAUGCAGCGAAGCCGACGAAGGCGAAGGAGGAUGCAGGUGUCAUUGAGUUGCGGAAGCGAAUGCUGGCAACCUUCCUCAACAGGUGCAAGAGGAUGAAGGAGGUGCGAGAGGACGGCGUGUGGUGGCGCUUCUUGGAUCCUAAUGUGAGCUGGAGUGAGGUGCUGCACUCGCACCCGGCGGCCAGUAUACCGAAGAACAAUCUCAAAGCACCACCACUCGACCCAGCCAAUCCGACACCGGCGCACGCUUGGCUACCAGUACCCUCCCAAAGCGCGAAGCUACGAUCGACGUCUACAUCUUCUGGCACGCCUUCAGGACCGCCUCCGCAGUCAACCCUCCCUUCAGCAGCAGCACAUUCGCAACCCGAGAUCCAGUAUGCUCGCUUUCCAUCUUCGAGUCAAGGUCUUAGUGAGGACCAUCUUGACCCGUUCUUCUCUUCAUAUGAAAACUCAUCGAAAGAGUUGGAGACAUUACUUACCGGCAGCAUGGAGAAAGUGAAUCAGAGACUGUUACGCCACUUGUACAGUCUUGGUGACGAUCUGAUGGACCUCGGGGCGCGCUACAAUGCCUUCUCGCUUAGUGAGCAGAAUGCCUCCGUUGCACAUGCGAUCGAAAAGACUGGUCAAGCAUGCGACUUCACCUAUAUCCAGAGUAGAGAUCUGAGUAGCGGGCUGAGCGCAGGCUUUGCCGAGCCGAUGCGAGAGAGUGCGCAGUUUGCAGGUGUCGUACGUAGCGUUCUGCGGUAUCGUGUGCUCAAGCGCGUACAAGAAGAGAUGACGCGCGACGAGCUGGAGAAGAAACGAUCGAGUCUCGACGCGCUUGAGCGAAGCGAGGCCGAGGCGAAGAGGAUCGAACAGUACAUGACCAGUUCAGGCAUGUACACACAGCAAGGUCCUCCGCCCAGACGCAGCGCAAGCACCGGCAGCAACCGUGACCGGCAGCCACCAUCGGAGGAGGCGACGGACAACACAUCCGUAGACAGCGACUUCCCACCAGGCAUGCACGGCGGUCAGGUACCAAGCGCGCAGCAAGGUGGACCGCAACAUGAUCAGUCAUAUGCCAGCCCGCCCAACUCGCCACCCAAUGGCGCCAACAAACGGGCGAGCGGUAUUGGGAACAAGCUUUUCGGCCGAAUCUCAGGCUUCACGCAUGCGAUCCAGGGUGUGACCGAUCAGGACCCGGAGCGGGCGAGACGAGAUGCAUUGGGCAAGACGAAAGAAUCUCUCACGCAGCUGGAGCAGGCAUUGGAAGUGGCGCAGAAGGACGUCAAGGAUGCCUCUAGCGGCGUGCUCGAAGACCUAAAGAGGUUCCAGUCGCAGAAGGAAGAUGAUCUGCGCAUGUACAUGCUAAACUUCGCCAAAUGCCAUGUCGAGUGGUCCAAGCGGAGCCUUGACGAGUGGCAAAAGGCCAAGGUUGAGAUCAACAAGCUCAGCAUCGAAGGCUAA